AUGGCAUUUCCAUCCAAUACCAAUAUAAUUAAUGUCAUGAAACCAUCAUGGAUAACAAUACCAACUGAACUUAUUGGCUCAUUACCACGAACAACGGCGUUAUUAGAAGGUCAACAAGCUUAUAAAGCAGGUCAUAUUUCUGAAAAUCAAUUGGAGAAAUUGCAAGAUAAAGCAAUACGACAAACAAUAGCUGAAUUAGAAAAAACUGGACCUGGUCAAAUAACUGAUGGUGAACAAGCUAAACCUUCAUUUCUUGUUUAUCCGUAUGUCCACGAAUAUCAUACGAUUCUUGGUCGAUGGCGUCUUCGACGUAAUGAUGAUGAUGAUGAACAUCAAGUUUCAACUACAUCAAAUGAUGAUAUAUUUCAAUUUUUCGACAUAAAUCAUGAUCACCAUAUAUCAUAUAAUGAAUUUCUUCAACGAAUGAUGUUUAACAAAGAAAAUUAA
Molecule: messenger RNA, 447 nt
Organism: Rotaria sp. Silwood1
Lineage: Eukaryota; Metazoa; Rotifera; Eurotatoria; Philodinida; Philodinidae
Source: the annotation of a GenBank genome assembly